Messenger RNA from Prunus dulcis (almond), 7466 nucleotides. RefSeq names its product pleiotropic drug resistance protein 1-like. The record is from RefSeq and is a predicted model, not a curated record. Gene Ontology annotation, molecular function: ATP hydrolysis activity; ABC-type transporter activity; ATP binding. The coding region runs from base 525 to 7466 and encodes 2313 amino acids. The transcript has 25 exons. Lineage: Eukaryota; Viridiplantae; Streptophyta; Magnoliopsida; Rosales; Rosaceae. Gene Ontology annotation, cellular component: membrane.
AUUUCUAGAAAAGAAAUAUCUUCGAAGUCGUCUUACACGCACUUGUAGAGUAGUGGGAAAAAAAUCACCAAAAGCUUCAGAAAACACCAGAACCAGCUCAACUUCAGAUUCACGCUUCCUCUUCUCUCUUUCCUACGCAAGAUCCAAUCAAGUCCAGCUUAAGCUCCUCUCUCUCUCUCUCUCGCUGAAGCCCAAGAUCUAAGUUUCAGAAAGUGGGGUUCACCUUCACAAUAAUCCAUUAUCCAUGCAAGAGGGGAUAGAUUCAGGUUUGUUUUCCUUACUUCAAAUGUUUGGUAGACUAUAAACAUUACCCAGGAAAGUAUAGGCUUGAGAUUGACCCUUUCAAGAAAAUUGUUUUGUGUUCUAAUUUUGUUCAUUGACCUCUGUGGAUGAAAUGUGGUAACUAAAGUCUCUGUCUUGUGGGGUGAGUACUGUGUAGGAUUUUGAGAUUGAAUAUUUGGGUGUUGAAAUUUUCUUUAGUUCAGUUUUUGGGCAGCUGAAUAAAAUUUAAAACUUUUGAGAUCAUGAAGAUUGCAUCUUUGGUGGUUGUGGUUUGGAGUGUGUAUGGCUUGUUGAGUUUGGGGUUCACAUAUCCGUACCAUGUAGAACCAGAAUUUGAUUUUAUGAGUGGAAGAAGUGGAACCCCUGUUACCUAUAACUAUGAUCGAAUAGAUGAAGUGAAGAAAGAAUGUGGUUUUGUUCUUUCUUCAGCUUCUGAACUGAAAGCUGCAAAUAAUAAGGUGUAUAGCAUAAAAGAGGAGCUACUUUUUGUUAAUGGGGACUGGAGGCAGGAGGUGGGUAAUGCCCCAAUCAUACCAUUUGAUGAUAGAGAAGUCCCAACAGAGUCGUGGGGUAAUCGUACUACCUCGAACUUGGUAUCGUUUUGGGUUACGGAUGUUGAUCGUACCCAUCGAUCCAAGAAGUCUGUAAGUGUUAGUGGGUUCAUGAUUUUGGGCAUUACUAAAGAUGGUGGCUUUGCAGAUUAUGGUUACCAAGGAAAUUCUGAAUUCCAGAUAUGGCCUGGCCAUUCUCAAAUCCCAAUUUCCUUCCAAGGGAUUUACACUGAAUCAAAGAAAAAUGGUGGGGAAAGAGUAAUGUGUUUGUUGGGGAGUACAAUGUUACCUUCUCGGGACUCUGAUUCUGCUAACCCUUGGGAGUGGUUGAAGGCUUCUCGGGAGUCGGAUCCUCCUCUUUCUCAAGAUGAUCAAAUUCUACUUGUUCUUCACUAUCCAAUGACUUUCACGUUGACAAAUAGGUCUAUCCAAGGAGAAUUAAGAAGUUUAAAUUCAAAGUCAAACUCAAAGUAUUUUGAUGUGGUUCACAUUUCAUCGCAGUUGGGAAAGUCUGCAGCUUACGAUUUUGGAUCUGAAAAGAUAGUGUCAAGAGCAUGUGAUCCAUACCCUUACAAUGAUAGCUUGAUCUAUGGUGGCGUUAGCAUCUAUAAAGGUCCUUCUAUUUGUGAAAUCCUUGAAGAAAUUGCAAGGGACCAAGCUUUCACUGUUUUGCCAAACUGGAGAUGCAAUGCCACUGAUGAUUUUUGCAGUAAGCUGGGUCCAUUUGUGGGCGAUGAAGUGAUUAAGGCAUCAGAUGGAAGCUUUAAAGGUGUUAACCUUUUUAUGCAGAAUAUCAAGUGUGAACAAAAAAAAGACCAGGGAAAUGCCAGUUCAGCAAGGGUUUCAGCUGUGUUUAGAGCUGCUUCUCCACUAGAGAAUCAGUAUACCGCAGCAAAGAGAUCUGGGCUUAACAACAUGACUGUUGCUGCUGAGGGAAUAUGGAAAUCUACCAGUGGGCAGCUUUGCAUGGCUGGUUGCCUUGGACUUGUUGAUGUGGAGGGGAGUCCAUGCAAUAGUCGGAUCUGUUUGUACAUACCUGUCUCUUUUUCCAUAAAGCAACGAAGCAUUAUUUAUGGAAGUUUAUCCAGCACCAAUAACAGCGGUGCAUCAUUCUUUCCUCUCUCGUUUGAAAAGCUAGUGCAGCCUUCAGAGUUGUGGAAUUAUUUAAGAACCUCCCAUCCAUACUACAGGUACACAAAAAUUGAUUCAGCUGCUGUUGUCUUGGAAAAAAAUGAGGCCUUUAGUGUUGGAACUGUCAUCAAGAAAUCAUUGCUGAAUUUUCCCAAACUGGAAGACACAGAAGCUUUUCAAGUCAGUCUUUCUUUUCUCUCAGAAGAUCUAACCCUUCAUGCGUCUGCAUUUCCUGAUCCAAUGCAAAAUGCUCAGCCUCCUAGAACAGAUAUUCAGAUGGAGAUUCUCUCUGUUGGCCCCUUGUUUGGGCGCUAUUGGUCUCCACAAAAUAGUUCCACUGUAGAAGAGGAGACUCCUUACCACACGAAGGCUGAAUACACUGAAAAGCAGCUCCUUCUGAAUGUAUCAGCACAACUUACCAUCUCUGGGAAAGCUUUUAGCAAUUUCUCUGUGCUUUUCUUGGAGGGUCUGUAUGACCCACAUGUUGGAAGGAUGUAUCUAGUUGGUUGCAGGGAUGUUCGAGCCUCGUGGAAGAUCUUGUAUGAGAGCAUGGAUCUUGAGGCUGGGCUUGAUUGUUUAAUUGAGGUGGUUGUGUCUUAUCCUCCAACUACAUCUAGAUGGUUAGUCAAUCCAGCUGCAACUAUCUCAAUAGCCAGCCGAAGGAAUGAAGAUGACCCCCUUUACUUUAGUACAGUCAAGCUCAAAACUCUUCCGAUUAUGUACAGGAAACAAAGGGAAGACAUUCUCUCUCGUCGGGGUAUUGAGGGAAUCCUCAGGAUUUUGACUCUUUCCCUGGCAAUAUCUGGCAUUUUAAGCCAACUGUUUUACAUCAGACAUAAUGUUGAUUCCGUGCCUUACAUGUCUCUAGUCAUGCUAGGUAUCCAAGCCAUUGCGUAUAGCAUUCCUCUGGUCACAGGUGCUGAAGCGCUUUUCAAGAAGAUAUCUUCUGAAUCCUAUGAAACAUCUUCAUAUGACCUUGACAACAGUCAGUGGUUCCAUAUAAUUGAUUACACGGUAAAGUUUCUUGUGAUGGUCUCAUUAUUACUGACUUUAAGGCUUUGUCAGAAGGUUUGGAAAUCCCGAAUCAGAUUACUAACACAAACUCCUCCUGAACCACAUCGUGUCCCUAGUGAUAAGCGGGUGCUUCUGAGUACCUUGACAAUACAUUUUAUUGGCUAUAUAAUUGUUCUUGUCGUUCAUAGUUUGAACACCAGCAGAAGAUCUAUUCGGACAAAAAGCUACAGAAUCCCUAGAGCAAAUUCUCAUGCAAUAUGGAGGAACAAUGGUGUGGAAGCUUUCUCAAGGUCUUUGCGUGACGAAGACGAAGAAGAAGCUCUUAAAUGGGCAGCACUUGAGAAGCUUCCUACUUAUAAUCGUUUGAAGAAAGGCAUACUCAUUACGCCCACUGGCGAAGCUAGUGAAAUUGACAUACCAAAUCUUGGUUUUCAAGAAAGAAAAGAAUUGAUUGGGAGGUUUCUGAAAGGUUCUGAAGAGGACAAUGAGAGGUUCUUGUUGAAGAUCAAAAACCGUAUUGAUAGAGUAGGAAUUGAUCUUCCAACAAUUGAGGUUCGAAUUGAGAAUCUAAAUGUAGAAGCAGAAACUUAUGCAGGAAGCAGAGCUUUGCCUACACUCUUUAACUUCAUCGUUAACAUACUCGAGGGCUUCUUGAAUGGUCUCCAUAUUCUUUCAAGUAGAAAGACACAUUUGUCUAUCCUCCACAAUGUUAGUGGAAUCAUAAAGCCUAGCAGAAUGACAUUGCUAUUGGGUCCUCCAAGUUCUGGCAAGACCACACUCUUACAGGCUUUAGCUGGAAAGCUCGAUCUAGAUCUAAAGCUUUCUGGAAGGGUGACUUAUAAUGGCCAUGAAAUGAAUGAAUUUCUACCCCAAAAAACUGCUGCUUACAUCAGUCAACAUGAUCUACACAUUGGAGAAAUGACUGUAAGGGAAACCUUGGCCUUUUCUGCAAGAUGCCAGGGGGUCGGGACGCGCUAUGAUAUGCUUGCAGAGCUGUCCAGAAGAGAGAAAGCUGCCAAUAUCAAGCCUGAUCCAGACAUUGAUGUCUUCAUGAAGGCAAUAGCCACAGAAGGACAGGAGGUGAAUGUAGUGACAGAUUACAUUCUAAAGAUUCUGGGACUGGAAGUCUGUGCUGAUACCAAAGUAGGGAAUGACAUGUUAAGAGGUAUCUCAGGAGGACAAAGAAAACGUGUUACAACGGGUGAGAUGCUUGUUGGACCUGCAAAGGUACUGUUCAUGGAUGAGAUAUCUACUGGUUUGGACAGCUCGACAACAUUUCAAAUUGUGAAUUCAAUCAAGCAAUACAUUCACAUUCUUAAUGGAACGGCUGUCAUCACACUCCUCCAGCCAGCACCAGAGACUUAUGAGCUUUUUGAUGAUAUUAUCCUCCUCUCGGAUGGCCGGAUUGUGUACCAGGGUCCCCUUGAACAUGUGCUUGAGUUUUUUGAAUCUAUGGGCUUUAAAUGUCCUGAGAGGAAAGGCAUUGCUGACUUCCUACAAGAGGUGACAUCAAGUAAAGAUCAGGAACAGUAUUGGGCAUGCAAAGAUGAACCAUAUAGUUUCGUUACAGUCAAGGAAUUUUCCGAAGCAUUCCAAUCAUUCCAUGUGGGACAGAAACUUAGAGAUGAACUGUCAAUUCCAUUUGACAAGAGAAAAAACCACCCAGCAGCUUUGACAACCAAAGAAUAUGGUCUUAAAAUGGAAGAACUGUUGAAAGUUUGCUUCUCAAGAGAAUAUUUGCUAAUAAAGAGGAAUUCCUUUGUCUACAUCUUCAAGCUGACACAACUGACACUUAUGGCUCUGAUUACGAUGACACUCUUCCUACGAACUGAGAUGCCCCGUGGUUCAGUAGAUGAUGGAGGAGUUUAUAUGGGUGCUUUGUUCUCCAUAGUGGUCAGGAUCAUGUUUAAUGGGAUGCCAGAGCUUGCAAUGACCAUUCUCAAGCUUCCCAUCUUUUACAAGCAAAGAGACCUCUUCUUCUAUCCUGCAUGGGCAUAUGCUCUUCCAACAUGGAUUCUCAAGAUCCCCAUGACAUUUGUAGAAAUAGCAGUUUGGGUGUUUAUUACAUAUUAUGUGAUUGGAUUCGACCCUAAUAUUGAACGGUUUCUUAGGCAAUAUCUACUGCUGCUACUUGUUAACCAGAUGGCUUCUGCGUUAUUCCGUUUAAUUGCAGCAAUGUGUAGGAAUUUGAUUGUUGCGAACACGGUGGGGUCAUUCUCGUUGCUCACACUUUCUACGCUGGGAGGCUUCGUGCUUUCUAGAGAUGAUGUUAAAAAGUGGUGGGUUUGGGGUUACUGGAUUUCGCCUAUGAUGUACGCUCAAAAUGCAAUAGUAGUUAAUGAGUUACUUGGUGAAAGUUGGAGACAUGUACUUCCAAACUCAACAGUAUCUCUGGGAAUUGAAGUUUUAAAGUCCCGCGGGUUCUUUCCUCAUGCAUGCUGGUAUUGGAUAGGUGUUGGGGCAAUGACCGGAUUUGUAUUACUAUUCAAUAUUUGUUACAUUGUAGCUCUCUCCAAGCUAAAUCCACUUGCGAAACCUCAGGUUGUAAAAUUAGAAGAUCAAAGCAAUGAACAUGAUGGCAGAAUAAAGAAAACUAGUCAAUUAAUGCGCAAUGAAAGUGUGACAGAAAUUGCAGUUGAGUCUAUUCGUAACGGGAGGAGAGGGAUGGUUCUUCCAUUUGAACAACAUUCCAUCACAUUCAAUGAAAUUACAUACUCAGUUGACAUGCCACAGGAAAUGAAGAUCCAAGGUGUCCUAGAGGACAAAUUAAUGCUUCUGAAGGGUGUGAGUGGUGCUUUCAGGCCAGGUGUUUUGACAGCUCUGAUGGGAGUGAGUGGUGCUGGUAAAACCACUCUCAUGGAUGUACUGGCGGGUAGGAAAACUGGUGGAUAUAUUGAAGGGGACAUCAAAAUUUCCGGCUACCCCAAGAAGCAAGAAACCUUUGCCCGGAUUUCUGGAUACUGUGAGCAAAAUGACAUCCACUCCCCUCAUGUUACUGUCUAUGAGUCAUUGCUUUACUCAGCAUGGCUUCGUUUGCCACCUGAAGUCGAGUCUGAAACCAGAAAGAUGUUCAUUGAGGAAGUGAUGGAACUUGUGGAACUGACACGGUUGAGGCAAGCGCUUGUGGGGUUGCCUGGUGUAAGUGGUCUUUCAACUGAGCAGCGCAAGAGGCUAACCAUUGCAGUUGAGCUAGUAGCAAACCCCUCGAUAAUAUUCAUGGAUGAGCCAACUUCAGGGUUAGAUGCAAGAGCUGCUGCAAUCGUCAUGAGAACAGUUAGGAACACCGUGGAUACUGGAAGAACAGUUGUUUGCACCAUCCACCAGCCCAGCAUUGACAUAUUUGAAGCUUUUGAUGAGCUACUCCUACUGAAGCGCGGAGGAGAAGAAAUAUUUGUUGGGCCAUUGGGUCACCAUUCUUGCCAUCUAAUCAAGUAUUUUGAGGGAAUUGAAGGAGUGAGUAAAAUAAAAGAUGGUUAUAACCCAGCAACUUGGAUGUUGGAACUUACAACCUCAGCAGAAGAACUAGCUUUGGGGAUUGAUUUUGCCCAAGUUUACAAAAAUUCAAAACUAUUCAGGACAAACAAGAAACUUAUUAAAGACUUAAGCAAACCCGCACCUUCUUCAAAGGACCUCCAUUUUCCUACUCAAUAUUCGCAAUCAUUUCUCACCCAAUCCAUGGUUUGCUUAUGGAAACAACAUUGGUCCUAUUGGCGCAACCCAUUAUACACUGCAGUAAGACUUCUCUUUACAACUUUCAUGGCGUUGCUGUUGGGGACAAUGUUCUGGAACCUCGGCUCCCAAAUGAAAAGGCAACAAGAUCUGUUCAAUGCAAUGGGCUCUAUGUACAUUGCUGUUUUCUUCCUUGGGGUCCAAAAUGCUACAUCAGUGCAGCCUGUAGUUGCUAUUGAAAGAACAGUCUUCUACAGAGAAAAGGCUGCAGGGAUGUAUUCAGCCUUGGCAUAUGCAUUGGCACAGGUUUUGAUUGAGCUCCCAUACAUUUUAGUACAAACUGUGGUCUAUGGAGUCAUAAUUUAUAAGAUGAUCGGGUUCGAGUUGACUCUUGUCAAAUUCUUUUGGUAUCUAUUCUUUAUGUACUUCACAUUGUUGUACUUCACAUUUUCUGGCAUGAUGAUUGUGGCUGUGUCACCAAAUCAUCACAUUGCUUCUAUUGUUACCUAUGCAUCUUAUGGACUGUGGAACCUCUUUUCAGGCUUCAUUGUCCCACGACCGAGGAUUCCUAUAUGGUGGAGAUGGUACUACUGGGCAUGUCCUGUGGCUUGGACCUUGUAUGGAUUGGUUGCUUCUCAGUUUGGAGACCUAAACGAUACGAUCGACAAUGGACAAACAGUCAAACAAUUUUUGGAUGAUUACUUUGGUUUCAGACAUGAUUUUGUGGUAGUAGUUGCAGCAGGGCAUGUAGGGUUUACAGUGCUCUUUGGAUUCAUAUUUUCCGUUUCGGUUAUGGCGUUUAAUUUCCAAACACGAUAG